This is a messenger RNA of Engraulis encrasicolus (European anchovy), 1607 nucleotides long. RefSeq names its product phospholipid scramblase family member 5. The coding region runs from base 1 to 960 and encodes 319 amino acids. The transcript is spliced from 7 exons. Gene Ontology annotation, biological process: plasma membrane phospholipid scrambling. Gene Ontology annotation, cellular component: plasma membrane. Gene Ontology annotation, molecular function: phospholipid scramblase activity. Lineage: Eukaryota; Metazoa; Chordata; Actinopteri; Clupeiformes; Engraulidae. The record is from RefSeq and is a predicted model, not a curated record.
AUGUCCGCUGUGACAGACCAGCCCCACGCGUACAGGGGUCUAGAGCGAGAGAAGCACAUCCGCAUGGUGUACCGGGCUUUCCACCGCUGCUGGGGAGCUCGUACCGACCUCCACACCUCCACGGUCUCCCUCUGCCCAGAUAGGGGAGCCCUGCCUGGGACAGCAGCUGCAGAGCCGGGCAGUCAGGCCGUGGUGCUCCACCAGGGGGACCAGGGACCCAGCAGCUGCGGCGCGCCCAGGCACAGGGAGGGGACACUGGGCAUGGAGUUGGAGCUGGGGCCCCUGGCCCUGGGGCAGAAGGACUGCUGGAUGAUGGAGCCCAGCGCCCCCAGGGGGCUGACUGUCCUCAGUGGCGUCAGCAGGCUGCACGUCACGACCAAACCAGAGCUGAGAGGUCCACAGUGUGUUCCUCGGAGAAUCUACAAUAUUGCCAAUGACAACAAGGAUCAAGCUCUCGUGGUGGUAGAAGAGAGCUCGUGUGUUUGUCUGCAGUGCUGUGGGCCGGCGCGCUCCUGCUCUCUGCAGGGGUUCGACUGCCACGCGCAGCAGGUGUUUCACUUCGAGAGGCCCCUGCGGGCCGACAUGUGCUGCCUGGGGUGCUGCCUGAUGGAAAUGAGGGCCUACUCCGCCGACAGGCAGCUCAUGGGCAUCGUGCACCAGAGAUGGAGCAUGUUCACGCCAUACUUCGAGGUGUGCGACUCGGAGGGGAGUCUGGCGGUGAGGAUACAAGGGCCCUGUUGCCCCCUGCGGUGCCUCUCCAACCAGGAGUUUCAGGUGGUGUCAACACUUGGUGAGACGAUAGGUAGCAUAUGGAAAAAGUGGCCAGGUUUUAAUGAAGAACGUAAUAUGGACCAUGAAUAUUUUGGAAUAGAUGUGCCUCGGGAGAUGCCUCUGAACACCAAAGUACUCCUGCUCGCUGCCUCCUUCCUACUCAACUACAUGUUCUUUGAAAUGAGCUGAAGAUAAUGGAGGACGGGACCUUAACCAGGGGAUGCGACAUGCGAUGUUGAUGUGUGUUGUUGGCUGUGAUGAUGAUGAAGAUGAUUAUGAAGAUGACUUUGACCAGGAUAUGGUUUGAGAUGAGAAGGGGAGCAAAUAUCCCCCCACCAAUCCUCUUCAUAUUGAAUCCUGAUGGUGACUGCUCAGUGCAGCACUGGGGAGGUCUGACAGUGCCGGACCUUGAUGGAUCAGGGCGUUGGGUCCAAGUCAAACUAGUUCCUCCCGUCCUGUCCUGAUGCCUGUGGCCUUGUGACUCAAGGCUCAACCAAAGAUUUUCUUAGUAGAGUAAGAUGAUUCAAACUCCGCCCACCCAAUGCAAAGAAGUGUGCUCAAGUUCGGUCUUCUAAGGGGGCAUCAAAGAAGGUGGAUCUAACAAGAAGCGACACUCAGGUCUUUUAUGGGAAACAGUCAAUAGAGGGCAUUUUGAGUCAAAUCCGCCAUUCUGGAGUGAACAGGUAGUCACGUACGCCACUCUGUUAUGACCAGUAGCCAUGGCAACGUUCUUUGGCCAUAGGAAAGACCGCGGAUCUAAUACUAAAGUUAGCACAAUAUGGCAACUUCAGCCUUAUACAAACGUUAGUAGAUACUCAAGUUCUGCACUGAUUGUG